Coniosporium apollinis CBS 100218 is the source of this 771-nucleotide messenger RNA. RefSeq lists its product as uncharacterized. The record is from RefSeq and is a predicted model, not a curated record. Bases 1 to 771 code for a protein of 256 amino acids. The transcript is spliced from 3 exons. NCBI's taxonomy places the organism in Eukaryota, Fungi, Ascomycota, Dothideomycetes.
AUGGCCGACAAAAAGACCGUCUGCAUCAUCGUUGCCGGCCUCCCAAGAACAGGCACUCUAAGUCUCAAAGCAGCGCUUGAGCAGCUGGGCUAUGGACCAUGCCACCAUCUACUGGAACCACUCGCCCAGGUCACGCGCAUGCAACUUUCCGCAGAAGUGCUCGAAACCGAAGAUCGUGCCACACGGCAGAAAAGGUUCCUCGAUCUCUACGAAGGCUACGAGGCCAUCCUCGACAACCCCGGCAGUGUUUGCGUCGAUGAUCUCAUCGCCCUCUAUCCAGACGCAAAGGUUAUCCUCACCAAGCGCACCUCCGCCACCACCUGGCUCGACUCCUACCACGGCAUCGGCAUCGAGCCCGCAUCCCUCCGCUUCCGCUACCUCGCGCACUGGACCCCUGCUGCCGUCUCCAGCUCCCGCGUCAUGGCCGCCUGGCUCGCCAUCAGUGCCAAGCGCUUCGAUAUCCCUGCCCAGCCGUCUGUCGCGCUGUAUGAAGCGCACAAUGCCUGGGUGCGCAAGAUCACGCCGCCAGAGCGGCUGCUGGAGUUUGAGCCUGGCAUGGGCUGGGAGCCGUUGUGUGCAUUCCUAGGGAAGAAGAUGCCGGGGACGGCGUACCCGAGGCGUAACGAUAGGCGCUAUCUGAGGGGCAUCAAGAGGCUGGGUAUUGCGGUGAGCUUGUUGGUGAACGUUCUGCUCGUCCUCGUGGGGAUGUUCGCGGUACGCCACUUCUCUAGGCUUGCGCCCCACGCCCUUGGUGGUGGCGCUGAGGUAUAG